GUCAAGACCCUUAUCAUUUGCCGGGAGUGGCAGAUGGAAUUGCGUUUAGCACCCAAAAAGAAAAAUUUAUUCCGGCCAUUAAAGAAGGAGUUUUUUUAGUUAAUACGGCUCUGACGGUUAGAGACGGUCAAGCCCUUUCCCAUAUGGAUUGGUGA
This is a messenger RNA of Funneliformis geosporum, 155 nucleotides long. NCBI's taxonomy places the organism in Eukaryota, Fungi, Glomeromycota, Glomeromycetes, Glomerales, Glomeraceae. The record is from the annotation of a GenBank genome assembly.